This is a messenger RNA of Chionomys nivalis (European snow vole), 3025 nucleotides long. RefSeq names its product solute carrier family 45 member 3 (gene Slc45a3). The transcript is spliced from 5 exons. The record is from RefSeq and is a predicted model, not a curated record. Gene Ontology annotation, molecular function: sucrose:proton symporter activity. Gene Ontology annotation, biological process: transmembrane transport. Bases 284 to 1954 code for a protein of 556 amino acids. NCBI's taxonomy places the organism in Eukaryota, Metazoa, Chordata, Mammalia, Rodentia, Cricetidae. Gene Ontology annotation, cellular component: membrane.
UUAAAAGCCGCCCGCUGGCGCGCGUUGGAGAAGCAGGGGUCCGAACUAGCACGCGCCAGCCCCAGGAUCUGACUGAUGAGAUAUGUCCCCAUCAAGGCACUGCGUGAUGUCGUGUGUUUAGCGUGGGAUGAAAUGCUGCACUGGUACCAAAGGGCUGACAGAAAUGGGAGUCUGGCUGAACCCUAGGAAGUUGGUGGUAGUGAGGAGACGCCAUGGCAGGGCUGAGCCAAAGCAGCUGUGGAGUAUGUGAACGGCCCCUGAAGCCCUAACUGCCCUGUCCAUCAUGAUCCAGAGGCUGUGGGCCAGCCGCCUGCUACGGCAUCGGAAAGCCCAGCUCCUGCUGGUCAACCUGCUGACCUUUGGCCUGGAGGUGUGCCUGGCUGCUGGCAUUACCUAUGUGCCGCCCCUUCUGCUGGAAGUCGGGGUAGAGGAGAAGUUCAUGACCAUGGUGUUGGGCAUUGGCCCAGUGCUGGGCCUGGUCUCUGUUCCACUCCUCGGCUCAGCCAGUGACCAGUGGCGUGGGCGCUAUGGCCGCCGGAGGCCCUUCAUCUGGGCUCUGUCCCUGGGUGUCUUGCUAAGCCUCUUUCUCAUCCCAAGGGCUGGCUGGCUGGCAGGGCUGCUGUGUCCGGAUACCAGGCCCUUGGAGUUGGCCCUGCUGAUCUUGGGAGUGGGGCUGCUGGACUUCUGCGGCCAGGUGUGCUUCACUCCGCUGGAGGCCUUACUCUCUGACCUCUUCCGGGACCCAGACCACUGCCGUCAAGCCUUCUCUGUCUAUGCCUUCAUGAUCAGCCUUGGGGGCUGCCUGGGCUACCUCUUACCUGCCAUUGACUGGGACACCAGUGCCCUGGCCCCCUACCUGGGCACUCAGGAAGAAUGCCUCUUUGGCCUCCUCAGCCUCAUCUUUCUCGCCUGCAUGGCAGCCACUCUAUUUGUGGCCGAGGAGGCAGUCCUGGGCCCACCAGAGCCAGCAGAAGGGCUGCUGGUCCCCUCCGCGUCACCCCGCCGCCGCUGCCCGUGCCGUGUCGGCCUGGCUUUACGGAAUCUGGGCGCCCUGUUUCCCCGGCUGCACCAGCUGUGCUGCCGCAUGCCUCGCACCCUGCGUCGGCUCUUCGUGGCUGAGCUGUGCAGCUGGAUGGCACUCAUGACUUUCACACUGUUCUACACAGACUUUGUGGGAGAGGGGCUGUACCAGGGCGUACCCAGAGCCGAGCCAGGCACUGAGGCCCGGAGACACUAUGAUGAAGGCAUCCGAAUGGGCAGCCUGGGGCUCUUCCUGCAGUGUGCCAUCUCCCUCUUCUUCUCCCUGGUCAUGGACAGGCUGGUACAGCGGUUUGGCACCCGGGCAGUCUAUCUGGCUAGUGUGAUGACCUUUCCUCUGGCUGCUGGUGCCACAUGCCUGUCGCACAGCGUGGUUGUAGUAACAGCCUCGGCUGCCCUCACCGGCUUCACCUUCUCGGCCUUGCAGAUCCUGCCUUACACACUGGCCUCCCUCUACCAUCGCGAGAAACAGGUGUUCCUGCCCAAAUACCACCGAGGGGACGCUGGAGGUGGUAGCAGUGAGGACAGCCAAACAACCAGCUUCUUGUCAGGCCCUAAGCCAGGAGCUCCCUUCCCCAAUGGACAUGUGAACCCUGGCAGCAGCGGCAGCAUCCUGGUGCCUCCACCUGCACUCUGCGGGGCCUCCGCCUGCGAUGUCUCCAUGCGAGUGGUGGUGGGUGAGCCACCCGAGGCCAAGGUUGUGACUGGACGGGGCAUUUGCCUGGACCUCGCCAUCCUGGACAGUGCGUUCCUGCUGUCCCAGGUGGCUCCGUCCCUGUUGAUGGGCUCCAUUGUCCAGCUGAGCCACUCUGUCACCGCCUAUAUGGUGUCAGCUGCAGGCUUGGGUCUGGUCGCCAUUUACUUCGCUACACAGGUGGUGUUUGACAAGAAUGACUUGUCCAAAUACUCUGUGUAGAUGCUGUAAGGCAUCAAGGAAGGGUCUGCCUCAGGAGUCUCGGCCUAGAGGGCUGCUAAGCUGGCCUUUCCAGGUCUGUUGUGCUGCCUAAGUGGUGUAGCUCUCUGCUGCCCCCCUAAGGCUGUGAGGUGUGUAGUUGCACAGAUAGAAGCCGGCCGUGCCGGCUGAAGUUCCACAGGGAUGCAAGUGCGGGUUUGUACCGGUGCAUUACCAAGACUCUGCUUGAGUCACCACGGAAGGAUUUGGGGACCUGAAUGAACUUCCCUCUUAAGUCUCUUGUCCAGAUUCUGCCCCUGUUGCUCGUGCAUGGGCCUUUCCUCCACAGGGUUCGACAGGUCGGAAGAAGGAAGGAGGAGCCCUAAGAGGCAUGAUGAGACCCCGCGGUCCACAGCACCGCUUUUCUGCUGAGUCUCCUACGCCACCUCUUCUGGGAAAUGGCUCAGCUUGUUGGCCCUUUCAUUGGCCCUUGUGUUGCCAUCAGGGAGGCACAGGCCUUUAAAUAUUUAAUUUAUUAUUUAUUUAACACAUUAGAAGUAAAAUUCAUUCCCAUUUUGUGUGCCUAGGAGUUGAGUAGGGUGGGAUCCCCAAGGAUUGGUUCCCCUAAAAUAGCCAAUACUGCCAGACUCCUCUUCUAGGGUGAUAGAUACGGUCCCCCAAACUGCCUAGCCCGGUACCUUGGACAGUCUUCUUCACCCUGACUGAGAGCCAUGAGAUGUCCCCACUUUUCUCUCGUCCCAGCUUGGCUCCCUGACUCCCCCACUGCCCCCCUGUAGGACUGAACCCAUGAAGCAAUUGCCCUGCCAACUCUGUCCACUGGCUCCAUGACCUCUAUGUGGGACUUUUUGAACCCGAAGCACAAGUGUGGUUCCUAAGGCCUCUGCCCGUCGCAGCCUCGGGGGCGUAUCUGUCACAGCCUGGGGAAUCUCACACAAACUCAGGAGUUACUCCCUGCCAGAGCCAAGGAGCUCUCGUCUAGGGGGUGGAUUUCAGUGCUGAUUGCAAUAAUGUUGUGUCUUAUUUAUUUAGCAGAGUAAAUAUUUUAUACUGUAUGUGAGAAAUCAGAGUAUAAUG